AGUAGAAAUGGAGUUUCCAGAACAUAGUCAGCAGCUCUUGGCAAGCCUGCGCUCUCAGCGUCUGCAAGGUUUCCUAUGUGACUGCACCGUGCAGGUCGGCUCGACUCAUUUCGGAGCCCAUCGUGCCGUGUUGGCCUCUUUCUCCCCUUUCUUCCAUAUGUUUUACUCCGAUCAGUCAAUGGGCAAUACCAACACAAUCAACGGAGGGCCACAGAGAGACACAGUCACUAUUAAUGGAGAUAUCGUGACCCCACAAGCCUUUGGACUCCUCCUUGAUUUCAUGUACGAAGGGGUUCUGUGGUUAGCAGCUCACCCCCCUCCAGAGGACGUGCUCGCCGCAGCCAGCUUCCUACAUAUGAACGACGUGGUGCGAGUUUGUAAGAGAAGACUUCAGGGACGAGGAUUGGCCGAGGCGGAUAGUACAAGAGUAGAAGUCGGAGCAAACGAGUCCACUAAGCCUGGAGAACUUGAUGGCUCGAAUGGAGAAGACAUACCUGGUGCAGAAACAGGAAGAGAUGGAGCAAUAGAACACUGUCUUCAGUCGAGUCAACAGAUGUCACUUUAUAUUGAUGCCAAGUCUGAAACACAAGCAGGGACGGCUAAUCUCCUCACGCAAAGCACAGAGAGAUCAGAAAUGGCGGACACGACUCAACCAGGAAUGGACCCACAACCAGCCUUUAGUAACUCUUGUUCAGGUGCUUCCACAUAUCAUUCUUCACCUAGACCUGACAAGACAAGAAUAUCGGCACGGUCUGCCAGCCUCGAGUCAGCACUUUCAAGUCCAUGUAGUACAACAGAACUAAUUCAGACAGAAACGCAUCCCGUUGUAACCACUGCCGUGGCUCUGAGCAGUCUGGACAAUGCUAGUGCUGCCCAAGAACAUGAACCUAGCGUUUUCAUUCAGGUUCAAACGCUAAAACCCCAAAUCCAGAAUAAAGGUGCAGGAAAUCCAGGGUCUUCACAACACACUGAGAGUCAGAAUGGAAGGAGACAUGAGUACUCUUUGCCCAAUACAAGGAACAUGCAAAGUAAGCGUAAAAAAUCUCUUUCGCAACCACCAAGAGAGGAAAAUGAAGAUUGCUUUAAAGUGAAAGUGGAGGCCAUUGUGAUUUCUGACGAAGAGUCUGAUGAUGUAGACGAGACUGUGGUCACGGAUGACGGCCCAUGUAGAAGUGCAGAUAUAGAUCAUGUGGAUGAUUAUGACGACAGCAACCAUGAUGUUGAGGAGCUGACUGAUACUCAGUUCAUACCUGUACACCCGUUAAUUCAUCUUCCACAUCAAGAACCCCUUUCUUUCCCUCCCUCACCGCAAGGUCCUAAUACUUCUGCAGCAGAAACCACCAGCUUUUCAUCAUCUCUUUUCCAGACCAUUUUCCAGCCGGAGCAGCAAGCCAUGUACCUUGAGGACUCGCUUGGGAGUUACAUAGAGGAUGUGCCUACUUGUAACACUUGCGGAAAGACUUUUUCCUGUGCUUACACCCUAAGGAGACACGCCAUUGUGCAUACUAGGGAGCGACCUUAUGAGUGCAGUUACUGUUACCGUAGUUACACACAAUCUGGAGACUUGUACAGGCACAUCAGAAAGACACACAAUCAGGGUUUACCAGUGAAACGCAGCAGAGCUGAGUCAGACCUUCCACCGUCACCGCCUCCCCAGACAGAGCCGUGAUUUGUGGCUCAAUCCUCAAUCGUGAAUUGAAAAAAAAAUUGGUUUUGGUGUUAUUUGAAUUAGGUAUACAUAUUCUUGAGAUUUGUAAUCUUACACAAAAAGUUAGUUUUAAUAUUCAUUGCUAAAGUAUAUUGUUUUUAUAUAAAGAAUUGACUAAGAGUGGUUCCAGCACUCAGACAUUUGAUAGGCAAUCACCAUUCAUGGUGGUGUUUUUUAAUUUAAAAUGUCAUGUUUAUGUCUCUUAUGGAAUAUUGUAGCUGUUAAACCAAGUAAUGAGCAUUAAGAUACACUAGAGCAGAUGAAGGACUACAAGGAAGGUUUUUGAUGUCUAUGUGUUCUGUGCAUUUUCGUGAGCGUGAAAGAUGGUGAGACUGAAUUACAGGUGCUUUGAAUUACAAUCAGCUUGCGGUGCUUUUAAGAUUUGUUCAUUUAUUUGUUGUAAAAUAUUUAGAGAACUACACUACUGUCCAAAAGUUUGGGGCCAGUAAGAUUCUUUUCAAUUCAAUUAAUACUUUUAUUCAGAAAGGACACAUAAAGUGACAUUAAAGACAUUUAUAAUGUAACAAAAGAUUUCUAUUUCAAAUAAAUGCUUUCAUCAAAUAAUUCUGAAAAAAUGUAUCAUGGUUUCACUAAAUAAAAAUA
Molecule: messenger RNA, 2311 nt
Organism: Carassius carassius (crucian carp)
Lineage: Eukaryota; Metazoa; Chordata; Actinopteri; Cypriniformes; Cyprinidae
Product: zinc finger and BTB domain-containing protein 3-like
Exons: 1
Coding region: 8-1669 (553 amino acids)
Biological process (GO): regulation of transcription by RNA polymerase II
Cellular component (GO): nucleus
Molecular function (GO): protein binding; RNA polymerase II cis-regulatory region sequence-specific DNA binding; DNA-binding transcription factor activity, RNA polymerase II-specific
Source: RefSeq, a predicted model, not a curated record